Molecule: messenger RNA, 1788 nt
Organism: Branchiostoma floridae (Florida lancelet)
Lineage: Eukaryota; Metazoa; Chordata; Leptocardii; Amphioxiformes; Branchiostomatidae
Product: ADP-ribosylation factor 6
Exons: 1
Coding region: 361-891 (176 amino acids)
Biological process (GO): vesicle-mediated transport; intracellular protein transport
Cellular component (GO): cytoplasm
Molecular function (GO): GTP binding; GTPase activity
Source: RefSeq, a predicted model, not a curated record
GCGAGAAGGUAUCCACGCCCACAUUGCGCUUGCGCACAUUUUAGGGCAUUCCUCCGGCCUGUUCAUUUUGCCUCAACGACUUUUCCGCCUCUUUUUCCUUGGAUUUCUCAGGAUUCCUGCUGUGUACCCGGCCAGAUGUCACCUGUACCACUCCCAGGGACCAUAUAGCACCCCUGGGUAAGGGAUUGUGGUGGGUUCUGUUGGAACUGACUGCAGAAAAGCGACGUGAUUCUGUACCGGAAGUUGGGCGGUCUCGAGGCGUUGGAGGGAAGCUGACACGAGCCAGGAUCUGAGCUGGUACGGAAAUUUCGAUUGUCGAUUUUUGUGUUGUCUUGCCUCAUCAGAUCUCUGCAUGACACGAUGGGGAAGUGGCUGUCAAAGAUCUUCGGGAACAAGGAGAUGCGUAUUCUCAUGCUGGGACUGGACGCAGCAGGGAAAACCACGAUCCUCUACAAGCUGAAGCUCGGACAGUCUGUGACUACCAUACCCACAGUGGGCUUCAACGUCGAGACAGUCACCUACAAGAACGUCAAGUUCAACGUUUGGGACGUGGGAGGGCAGGACAAGAUUCGACCGCUCUGGAGGCACUAUUACACGGGAACCCAGGGGCUUAUCUUUGUGGUAGACUGCGCCGAUCGCGACCGUAUCGACGAGGCGCGGCAGGAGCUGCACCGGAUCAUCAACGAUCGGGAGAUGCGGGACGCCGUCAUUCUCAUCUUCGCCAACAAGCAGGAUCUGCCCGAUGCCAUGAAACCGCACGAGAUACAGGAGAAGCUCGGGCUAACUCGCGUGCGCGAUCGAAAUUGGUACGUGCAACCAUCGUGUGCAACGACAGGCGACGGACUGUACGAGGGACUCACAUGGCUGUCCUCCAACACAAAUAAGUCCUGACUGCCUGCCCCCCACCCUCUUCAUAUCACCGACAGAACUUAAGAGGAACUCCACCCCAUAUGGUUUAAUAGCAGCGGGGGUGUAGGAUGUGACUCAAUUGAGUGAAACCGACAUCAUAGGUACCCUGUUCAAAUCUCUGCCUUUUGGUCGAAAUCUGCAUAAUUUUCAACCCCAUUAUGUUUUUAUCUGCGUGAAUAUGAGAGUUAGGAUCACAUUUGGGUUUAUAAUCGUCUAUUGUCUCCAGGGAUAUAUCUGACCUCAUUUUGAAUGGACAUUGAUAAUAUGUGUAUUAUAUAUGCUAUAGAAAGAAUAAAAUGAGCCAAGGUAGAGCCCUCUUUUCCUUUGGGUGUUUGUUUUAAUAUUGGUUUCUGUGAAUUAAAUCUUGCCCUUGUGAGGUCUGUUUUCACCUGCUUGUUAAGAUUUAGCAUCUAUUCUAAUAUGUGGGCACAAGCUGCAGCCCUGAUUUGCUUGCAGGCAUUUGUAUGACUUUAACCCUUGUACAUACUGUCAGAACAGAGGGACAACAUUGUAUAGCUGUUUAAUCAUAGCACAUAGGUGUAGAAUUUUGGAGAGAGUAAAAAAAUGACCCAUCAUGCUUUGUGACAAGAUGUUUCCCUUAAUUCUGUUCACACUAGUUAUAUCUGAUGAAUUUCUAAGCUUCAGAACUGGUGACUGGUUUGAGAAGGUGGAGAAGUUCCAAUACUGGGCGUGUCCCACUCCUGAAAUGGACCUGCAGUUUUUGUGGUUAGGUGUGUUUGUUCUGAGUUAGUCACAUGGACUCUGUUUCCAGCUUCUCAAACAUGCUGUUUUGAAGCUAAGGGAUUUCCCUCAAUGUAGGGUAUUUUUAGUUUGACGAGGAGGAUGUAUGAAUAAAAUUCUUUAGCUGAUUCCUCACGA